Empidonax traillii (willow flycatcher) is the source of this 2125-nucleotide messenger RNA. RefSeq names its product RFT1 homolog (gene RFT1). Bases 64 to 1683 code for a protein of 539 amino acids. Gene Ontology annotation, cellular component: endoplasmic reticulum membrane. Gene Ontology annotation, biological process: dolichol-linked oligosaccharide biosynthetic process; glycolipid translocation. The record is from RefSeq and is a predicted model, not a curated record. NCBI's taxonomy places the organism in Eukaryota, Metazoa, Chordata, Aves, Passeriformes, Tyrannidae. The transcript is spliced from 13 exons.
GCCCCCGCUCUGACGGGAUCCGGCGCGACGGCGGCCGCGCCAUUUCCUGCGGCGGGGCCGGGGAUGGCGGCGCAGGAGGUGCUCGGUCAGACCGCCCGGCUGGCCUCGUCCAGCGCCCUGCUGCAGGUGCUGUUCCGGGUGGUCACCUUCGCGCUGAACGCCUUCACGCUGCGCUACCUCUCCAGGGAGCUCAUCGGCGUGGUCAAUGUCAGGCUGACUCUGCUGUACUCCACAGUCGUCUUCCUUGCCAGGGAAGCGUUUCGCAGAGCUUGUUUGAGUGGAAGUACAAAGAGAAAUUGGACCAAAACAAUUAAUCUCUUGUGGCUGACAGUCCCUCUUGGUGUUUUUUGGUCUGUUUUCUUGGGCUUAGUCUGGCUACACUUGCUUGAAGUCCCUGAUCCCUCUGUGGUUCCUCAUUAUCAGGCUGGUGUGGUGGCAUUUGGCCUGUCUGCAGUUAUUGAACUUCUGGGAGAACCGUGCUGGGUUUUAGCACAAGCGCAUUUGUUUGUGAGACUUAAGGUAAUUGCUGAAAGCCUUUCAGUGGUGUCAAAAUGCAUUUUGACAGUUAUUUUAGUAAUCCUUUACCCUCAGUGGGGCCUUUACAUUUUUGCCUUGGCUCAGCUUUUAUAUGCCACUGUUCUGGUGAUGUGCUAUGUAACUUAUUUUGUGAUGUUUUUGGGAUCACCUGAAGCAACAAAGAAGUCAUUUCCAGUUGCUAGAGUGAAAGCUCUGUUACCUAACUUUGUGGAAGAUGAGACCUUUGUUAACUGGAAGGAAGCACGUUUGACUUGGAGUUUCUUCAAACAAUCCUUCUUGAAACAGAUUUUGACAGAGGGUGAACGAUAUGUGAUGACUUUUUUGAACGUGUUAAAUUUUGGAGAUCAAGGUGUAUAUGAUAUCGUGAAUAAUCUUGGUUCACUGGUGGCCAGGUUUAUCUUUUUGCCUAUUGAGGAGAGUUUUUAUGUCUUUUUUGCUAAAGUGUUGGAAAGAGGGAAGGCUGUGAAGGAUCAGAAGCAGGAUGAUGUUGCUAUGGCUGCAAAUGUGUUGGAAUUGCUGUUGAAGCUUGUGCUCCUGAUUGGCCUUACCAUCACUGUUUUUGGCUAUGCCUAUUCUCAGCUGGCUCUGGAUAUUUAUGGAGGCUCAAUGCUGAGUUCAGGAACAGGUCCAGAUCUGCUCCGGUGUUACUCGCUGUAUGUCCUAUUUCUUGCUGUCAAUGGGGUAACAGAAUGUUUUACAUCUGCUUUGAUGUGUAAAGAAGAGGUGGACAGGUACAAUUUCGUUAUGCUGGCCCUGUCCUUCAUAUUUCUGUGCAUCUCUUAUUUCCUGACCCACUGGUAUGGCAGUGUAGGCUUUAUCCUUGCCAACUGCUUCAACAUGGGCAUUCGAAUCACUCACAGCAUCCACUACAUCUAUGGUUUCUUCAAGGAAAGCACUUACAGGCCUCUGACAGGUUUGCUUCCCUCUCCCUUUUUGCUGCUGGUUUAUAUCAUCAGUGGAGUCAUCACUGGUUUCUCAGAGGGGUUCCUGUGCUGUGAUAAGGGGUGGAUGGCGAGGCUGCUCCACAUCGGUGUGGGCGCUCUGUGCUUUGCAGCAACCGUUGUGACGAUGUUUUGCACUGAGACCAAGCUGAUCCACUUUGUCAGAAGCCAGUUCCUCUCCCGCUAUUUGAAGAAAGGAACGUGAUGUGUCCCGUGCAGAACAGUUCUUGUAUGUGCUUGUGGUAAAGGGAUGUAUUUUUUUUCCGUGAGAUCUGUGUGGGGAAAAAGGUUUCCACACAUGUUUGGAAGCACUGAUAAUGGAGUGGCGAUGUAGAAGGUUGAAUAUUGUUUUGUCUUCUGAACUGAUCAGUAUAGUGAAAGAGAGAUGAGUAAUUUUCUCUUUAUCCACAAUUAUUUUCCAAGUUUUUCUUCAAACAGCCUCGUGGGUAGUGAAUGAAGAUCUAAGAUGCACCUUCUGACAUAACCUGGCUGAGACUUCACGUAGAGAGCUCCUGUUCCUACCCAUGGGGAGUGUGUGUGUGAAGGCAUGAUGUGGUUUAUAUCAUAAAGUGUAGUUAAGAAUGCCCUUAUUUGGCACAGAGGGGCUGCUUAACUGGUGAGAAAAUGAUCUGAUAAAAAAAACCCAC